CAACACCACAACAAACACAAUGGACGCCCUGAUCCCCUUCACGACCUCGGGCUCGCUAGUCGACCUCGUGGACAAAAAGGUCCUCGUCGUGCUGCGCGAUGGAAAGAAGCUCAUCGGCGUGCUGCGUAGCUAUGACCAGUUUGCCAACUUCCUCCUCGAGGACGCCGUCGAGAGGCUACACUUCAAGUUCGAGUACUCUGACGUCGACAUUGGCGUCUUGUUGAUCCGUGGAGAGAACGUUGUCGCGCUGGGCGAGGUGGACCUCAUCGCCGAGGACAACAUCCCGCUGCGCCCCAUCCCCGCCGACGAGAUCCGCGCCAAGAUCGCCGACGCCGAGAAGAGGAGAGAACGGGAUAACAUCGUCAAGGACAAGGUCAUGGCAUCACUGGGCUUCGUGUCGGACCGGCACGAGGGCGACGCGUACUAGGCGGGCAGUGAGAGGCGACACAGAGAGGCAGUAGAGAGAUGCAUGGGGUGGGGGGAGCAGCGGCGACCAGACGGCAACGGCAGCGGCAACAGUGCAGGGGCGGCAUGGCAGGUCGACAUUGACAUGAUCGCCCGCGCACGGACCGCUUAAUUUGGUGGCGACCUGCUCCUGGCACUUGGCGACUGUCUUCCUCGUCUUCCCUCGCGAAAUCAACCUGACAUUCGCCCAUUCUCUCUCACUCUCACUCACUCAUCUCAUCACGUACACCCCAAUCAGGCAUCACUCGCACC
Vanrija pseudolonga is the source of this 717-nucleotide messenger RNA. RefSeq names its product U6 snRNA-associated Sm-like protein LSm1 (gene lsm1). Gene Ontology annotation, biological process: deadenylation-dependent decapping of nuclear-transcribed mRNA. Gene Ontology annotation, molecular function: RNA cap binding. The record is from RefSeq and is a predicted model, not a curated record. The transcript is spliced from 6 exons. Lineage: Eukaryota; Fungi; Basidiomycota; Tremellomycetes; Trichosporonales; Trichosporonaceae. Gene Ontology annotation, cellular component: P-body; Lsm1-7-Pat1 complex. The coding region runs from base 20 to 427 and encodes 135 amino acids.